AUGGGUGUCUACCAGAAAAGUCUUAACUCUAGCGGCAGAAGCCUGCAGUCAAUGGACAUAUGUCUGAUGAAAGUUGAUGUGGGGAACGAAAAGAAACUACCGCGAGUGAAACACAAACUUAAACUGAAGAGGAAAUCAAGACAGUACAGGUGCCGGAGACGCUUAUCCCAGCUGCUACAUACCCACGUGGUUCUGAUAUCGGUCUGCAUCCUCAGCGCUCUUGAUGCAUCAUGUGUUCUAGGACAAAUCAUUUGUGAUAUACUCAUCAUGUCAGACACCCAACACGAGAACGAUAUCCUGCAGGAGGAGGCUGUGAAGCAGUUUAAACUUCUGUGUCCUGCUCUAGAUCCCCAUCCAGACAGUGAUCACACACUUGGUUUGGACGAAAUACUGGAAACACUCGAAAACAAUCAGACGAUCUGCAGUGCUACGCACUCCUACUCUCCGGUCCCGCAUGCUCAUAACGAUGGAGAAUCACAUGAGACGAGGGUCGAAACUAAACCGUUUUCCAAUUUCGACCUAAGGUCAAAGGGAUCAGUACAACACAAGAUAGAUGGUUGGUUGCUUCGGAGACGGAAACGUGCGGACGAGAAUGGCCACCACCGAUCAAAACGUGCCGCUGGAGGAGACUCACAUGACCAUGGCCAUUCCGUUACGCAUGAGGUCACACACUACUUUCAUAUCGGGAGUAUGGCUAUAUUGUCCAUUCUGUUGUUAGAGGUGUUUUUGAAAAUAAUUGGAAUGGGACGUCACUUUCUUCAACACAGACUUGAGGUUUUCGACGCUUUUGUCGUGACUGUUUCCUGGUGCCUCGAUGUUGCUUUUUGGGAAGGUAUUUGGGCUCAUCCGGGUACCGAAGCUGCAACCAUCCUCAUCAUCAUUUUACCUUGGAGAAUCAUUAGGAUCGUCAACAGUUUCGUUUUGGUCAUCAAGGAAAAAGAUUUGGUCGAGUUGAAGGUUGUCAAACAGCAGUAUAGAUCAGCCGUGAAGGUCGCAAGGGCAUUGAAGCGGAAACGAGAUAUGUAUCGUGUUGAAUCCAGACAACUGCAAGGCCUUUGUAGGAAACAUCAAAUCGACGAGGCUGAGAUCAUAUCUUGUGCACCAAUAGUAAAGCAGCGUCGCCGCAGCAGCAGCCUGUUCCCGGUACUGUCUAGCUUUGCCUCUUUAGCAAUGAUUGGUGCUGUAGGAAACAGUGUUCCCGAUCUUCAUGAGCCCUCAUCAGAGGAAGAGGAGGGAGAGAGUGACAACCUAGCACGUACCAAUAGCAUUUCAGAACUGUUACGGUCCGUAUCGACUGAGAGUGAUCUGUCAGGGACUGUGACAUUUAGUCUCUCUCCUGACCCUAUGGACAGUCCAAGAGAUAACUCAGUAUUUACAUAUGAUGGUACAAGAAACGAUUAUAAGCCGCCACGCUAUGACGAAGUCAAUACAAGAAAUCUUGCCGAGGGUCUCCACACUCGACUUUGA
Ylistrum balloti is the source of this 1467-nucleotide messenger RNA. RefSeq lists its product as uncharacterized. Bases 1 to 1467 code for a protein of 488 amino acids. The record is from RefSeq and is a predicted model, not a curated record. NCBI's taxonomy places the organism in Eukaryota, Metazoa, Mollusca, Bivalvia, Pectinida, Pectinidae. Gene Ontology annotation, molecular function: voltage-gated proton channel activity. The transcript is spliced from 9 exons. Gene Ontology annotation, cellular component: plasma membrane. Gene Ontology annotation, biological process: proton transmembrane transport.